Messenger RNA from Chlorocebus sabaeus (green monkey), 2795 nucleotides. It is a transcript of the gene CFAP90, whose product is annotated as cilia and flagella associated protein 90. The record is from RefSeq and is a predicted model, not a curated record. Lineage: Eukaryota; Metazoa; Chordata; Mammalia; Primates; Cercopithecidae.
UCAGACCUCUCCAUCAGGCCCCUGCUUAUCUGUUCACCUUCACUUCCUACCAGUUUCUGGCUUCAUGAGGCCACACCACCCCACUUCCUGCUGCCAUUCAAACACAAGACUGCUUCUGCCUCAGAGGACCAAGUCGGCCUGGAAGGGAUUUCCAGACUCCCAGAACUGGCUUCUUAUUAUUGCUAUGCUUCAUCUCAAACACCACCUCCACAGCCAGGCUGGCCUUCCCAGGCACCCCGGCUAAAGCAUUUCCCAAGCCUUGGCCAUCAUGUAACUUUUUUUGUUUUGUUUUGUUUAACCUUUCUUGGCUAUACACCCACUAAUCACGAGUAUACAGCUCAAUACAUUUUCAACAAACGGAACGCAGGUAUUGACCCAGCAUUCAGAUCAAGGGCCAACAUAACCACAUUGGCAAAGGAUUUGCAAGAACCCUGUCCACAGCAACUGAGUUUGCCAGAAUCUGUAAAUUCAUGCAGCUUUACACCUGCACUGGCCAAUACCGUAAUUGCUAGCCACACGUGGCCACCGAGCGCUUGAAAGGCAGCUGGUGUCAUUUGUUGAAAUGAUAACGUUUUGGACAUACUGAGUCAAAUAAGAAACAGCACACAUGGCUCUCAUCAUGUUUCUAUUGCACAGCGCUGCCUGGGGCCUCAGCAAGUCGUUUGGCUUCCUCAUGUCUUUCAUCUGUCUUCUCCAGCUGACUGUAAGCUCCCUGUAGACAAGGCCUGCUCCGUUCAAGGCUCGAUCUCCAGCUCCUGACACACCACACGCUAGGUGCUCAGUCACUAAUGGUCACGCGAACGAGUGAUCAGUGGGUGAAGCAGGGACUGCUGCCUGGGAAAGGUGAGCAGGCUGGAAAUGGGAGGUCCGCGCGGCGUUUCCCAGCCGGGCUCCUUCCGAGGCGGAAGGAAGGAGAGACCCCGGAUGUAGUCGAGGGGCCAGGAGGGAGGAGAGGAGGGUGGAGAGGAGGGUCGCCCCACCCUGGAGCGGGAAUGCUCCGGGGCCGCUCCGGGUCGCCAGGCGGCGGUUUCCAGGCAACGGCUGAACACAGACGCUGGCUAGACGCCGGCGCUGAGCAACCUGAGGCCGGCAGACUCCGACUGGGCCCCUGGGCGGGCGGGACGGACCGCGGCCAAGGCUGGGGCGCUAGACGGGGGCGGCAUGGAGGACGACGAGGAGGAGACCACCGCGUCCACGCUGCGGGGCAAGCCCAGGCCACCGCCAGUCUCGGCACAGUCCGCCUUCAGCUACAUCCCGCCGCGGCGCCUAGACCCCAAAGAGCAUAGCUACUACUACCGCCAGGCCCGGACAGGAAUUAUUUCCCUCUAUGACUGUGUUUUUAAGAGGCGACUAGAUUAUGAUCAGAAGUUGCACCGAGAUGACAGAGGACAUGCAAAAAGCCUGGGACUUCAUGUUAAUGAAGAGGAACAGGAGAGGCCGGUUGGAGUGUUGACGUCUUCUGUCUAUGGGAAGCGCAUCCGUCAGCCCAUUGAACCCCUAAACCGGGACUUCGGCCGCGUCAACCACGUGCAGGCUGACUUCUACAGGAAGAAUGACAUUCCCAGCCUCAAGGCACCCGGCUUUGGGCACAUGGCUCCAGCCUGAAGCAUCCCUGUGGUCCACAGGGCAUGUCGCGAUGCCCUGUGGGCUGGCAAGGUUGCACAGCAAGAAGGUGGCGUCUGGAGCCGCCUUUCCCCUUCCCAUGACACCUAGGAGCUUGGCUAUGCCUGUGUUGCAUCUCUACAGUGGGACACCUGAACGUUAGCAGCUUCCCUCAGGUUGCUGUGGUUAGGAGCCUAACCAAAAACACCUUCAGUACAUGUGAAGAGUCUCUGGUGUGAUGAUUUUCAGCUGGAAUUAUUUUUGAUCAAAUGAUACUGGAGACCGAUUCACUGUGAGCACCUGAAUAAAAUGAAAACUUUGUUCCCCCUUGGUAAUGGUUGGGUUGGUUUUUGUCACCGGCUCUCUACAUUUGCUAGGAUUCUUUGGAGAGGCAGUCACAGGAGUGAGGUGCAGUUACUUUUCCGAAGAGUUAUGGGAACUCCUGCUGCCUGGUAACACAAGCAACCCUGCCAUGUUCCCUUCUCCAAGAGGAGAUAUAAUGACAAUUGUCUUUUGGCACAACGGAACUCUAGAAACUCCAUUUUUGUUUUUCCAGAGGUCUGAGCCACAAAUAACAGAAUUUAGUGCAGCUGGGACCAGGAGCCCUAGUAAGGAUGGGUGGCCCUGGUGGCCAGCAGUGCUCACUGUUACCGCCCAGGGAGAGACGGCCAGUCCUGGGAAGAGACUAGAUUUCGGUGUCAACAAACUUGGGUAAAAUUCUGGCUGCUGCAUUUUCCAGAUUUGUGUUCUAGGGCAAGUCAUAUCAUCUAUAUGAGCAGACAUUUCCUCAUCUUUAAAGUGGAAUUUCCAAACCUAGAAGAGUUCAUGUGGGAGGCAAUGAGCUGCUGGAGUGCAGGUACAGGCACCCAGUGCCCCGUCUUCACAGCAAUGACUUGACUUUAAACAGUCUUCUUUUUGGAAGCAGUCGCUUUUAACCUACGUUGGAAAUAUUUACUCUGGGGAUAAUUUGAAACUCACCCAAGUGUUAAGGUAUCAGCUACGUUUUAAAUGAAUGGACCCCUUGGAAGAAAUCAUCUCUCAUCUACCAUGAUUAAAUUCCCACAGUUUAGCAGUGAACGGGCAGGUGGCCUAAUUAAUUUCAAUGCUGAUUGCUCCAUCACUGGUUUUAUUGUUUUGAAUAUGCAAAGAGGAUUCUCUAAAAAUAAAUGACACUGAAUUGCCGGCAAUUUCAA